CACAUGUGCUCUAAAAAAUUUUAAAUAUUAUCAAGACGAAAAGAACUCCUUUCCAGCAGCACCAUGCCUAAAAUAACAACAUCAUCACUGUUGCUCAUCAUUAGUCUAUUAGGAUAUUAUGCACGCAUUGAUGCACAAAAUAUAGAAUCGCCGCAUUGCAGUUUUCCUGGUUCCCCAGCCCAUAGUACAGUAGUGUUUUCAAAUGUUAAUUUAACAGAUAGCACAAUAGCAUCAUAUUCCUGUGAAAGAGGUUUUGAAUUGUUGGGACCCGCAAGGCGAGUCUGUGAUAAAGGCACAUGGGUCCCAGAAGGAAUACCUUUUUGUGUACUUAAUGUUGCAGCUGGCAAAGCACCCAUGCAGAUAUCUACCGAAGGUACGGGCGCACCGCAAAAAGCUAUAGAUGGAUCAACUUCGGCGUUUUUUACACCUGAAACUUGUUCGCUCACAAAACCUGAACGAUCACCGUGGUGGUAUGUCAAUCUUUUGGAACCAUACAUGGUACAGUUAGUGCGCUUGGAUUUUGGAAAAUCAUGCUGUGGUAAUAAGCCUGCCACUAUUAUUGUGCGAGUUGGUAACAAUCGACCUGAUUUGGGAACCAACCCCAUUUGCAACCGUUUUACCGGACUUUUGGAAGAGGGACAACCACUGUUUUUGCCAUGUAAUCCACCGAUGCCUGGUGCUUUCGUUUCAGUACAUCUUGAAAACAACACACCUAAUCAACUUUCGAUCUGUGAAGCAUUCGUUUAUACAGAUCAAGCAUUACCCAUUGAGCGCUGUCCAACAUUCCGAGAUCAACCACCAGGUGCCUUAGCCUCAUAUAAUGGCAAAUGCUAUAUUUUUUACAACAGGCAACCAUUAAAUUUUUUGGACUCGUUGUCAUUUUGUCGUUCACGUGGUGGUACAUUAAUCAGCGAAAGUAAUCCGGCUCUUCAAGGCUUCAUCAGUUGGGAAUUGUGGCGGCGACAUCGCAGUGACAUAAGUUCACAAUAUUGGAUGGGAGCUGUCCGUGAUGCCGAAGAUCGAAAUACCUGGAAAUGGGUUAAUGGAGAAGAAGUAACUGUAUCAUUUUGGAAUCAUCCAGGUGGCGAUGAAGAUUGCGCUAGGUUUGACGGUUCUAAGGGUUGGUUAUGGAGUGACACAAAUUGCAAUACAAUGCUAAAUUUCAUUUGUCAACACCAACCAAAAACGUGUGGUAAACCGGAGCAGCCUCCUAAUUCUACAAUGAUUGCACAGAACGGCUUUGAAGUUGGAGCUCAAAUUAAAUAUACUUGCGAUGUGAAUCAUUUAUUAGUUGGACCUUCAACAAGAACAUGUUUAGAGACUGGUUUUUAUAAUGAAUUCCCUCCCGUCUGCAAAUAUAUCGAAUGUGGCUUGCCCGCUUCUAUACCUCACGGCUCAUAUGACCUAUUAAAUACAACUGUGGGUUAUUUGAGUUUGGUGAAAUAUUCAUGUCAAGAAGGUUACGAAAUGGUAGGCAGAGCUUUAUUAACAUGUGAUUUUGAUGAACGAUGGAAUGGGCCGCCACCACGCUGUGAAAUUGUCGAAUGUGACACUUUGCCUGGCAAUUAUUAUAGUACAAUUAUUUCUGCGCCAAAUGGUACUUACUUUGGAUCAAAGGCAGAAAUCUCCUGUCCUACAGGAUAUCGUUUGGAGGGCCCACGUAUAAUAACCUGUUUGUCUUCGGGACAAUGGAGCAGUACCCUACCACGUUGUAUUAAAUUAGAACCAUUGACACUUCCACCACCAUCACCAACACCUACUUUACCAUCUACUACAUCGUAUAGACCUAAAAUCACCACCACAACGACGAAACUAUACAAACCAACUACCACGUCUACCACUAGUAGCACAACUCACGCCACCAGUCAAAGACCAAAUGUUGAAAUAAAUGGAGAAACUGAUUCCGAUGAAGAAGUUACGUAUGUGGUACCUGGUACAGUGCGAGAGGAAUUCCCUCCUAGACGCACACUGCGUCCAGUGAUUAUACCUAAGAAAUCCAAUACCAGUCCAGCUUUCCAAACUCCUAGUUCCACUGCGUCUUACUCCACAAGCACUUCAAAACCAUCAUCUAGUUAUGGACAAACUCCCAGUCGUGUUCCCUAUGUUCCUUCGUCUACAGUGGAAACAUCAACUCAUAACAUACAAAAUGUCAUUCAAAAUGCCCAUCCUCAAGACAAUGAAAUUUCUGACAGUGUUAAUAUACGUCAUAAUCAAUCUCCUAACGUCAACAUCCCUAUAUCCGUUGAUAAUCCAGAUCGCAAAGAAACCAAGGAAGCGAAAUUGAAUUUGGGCGCAAUUGUGGCUUUGGGUGCUUUUGGAGGUUUUGUAUUCCUUGCGGCUGUAAUUACAACUAUAGUUAUUCUAGUACGCAGAAAUCGUACUACUCAACAUUACCGACAUAGAGCUUCUCCCGACUGCAAUACAGUAGCUUCAUUUGAUAGUUCAACUUCGGGUUCCAGAAACGGUUUAAAUAGAUAUUAUAGACAAGCUUGGGAAAAUUUACAUGAAUCAGCAUCUAAAAACAGUUCUCACAAUGCAUUGCGUCGUAAAGAAACUCUUGACCCUCCCAGUAUGACGCGCUCAAGAGAUAAUUUAAGAGAAAAUAUACAAAGGUCCAGAGAGAAUUUAGAACGUGUUGGUCGAGACAAUUAUGGGUUGCGUGAAAAUUCUGAAAUGGUCGUUUCCGACGUAUGUCUAAAAGAAAAGAAACGCCAUCAUCAUCACCAUCACAAAAAUGGUUCCUCACGCAAUGGCGAAUAUCGUGAUCAUUCGGCGGGCAGACGAGAUCAUCAUCGACAUAGUGGAGGACAUUAUUGACCAGCUAUGGUCAUAACCAUCAAUGUGGAACAAUAACAUAAAACCGGGCUGCAAUAUUCACAAACUAAAGUUAAAUGCAUUAAAAUAAUCCUAAUGUUAAAAAUCAAAACAACGAAGCAAUUAAGUAGUAAUUAUAAUUAGAGUAUCUAAUAUACAUACAUACAUAAAUAGAUACAUACAUAAGUAAAUUAUAAAAUUCAUAAUUAAGACUUCUUCAUCCACAAAGAAAAAAUAGUCAAUAAAUUUUUUCCAUAUAAGUACAUACAUACAUAUGUAUGUAUAUAAAGAUUUAGAGAAUAAGUGAAAACCUAUGUUCAAAACAUUGAUGCACCCAAGUAUUGAUUUAAAUUAAAACAAUGUUUAUUAACAGAUCCAAAAUAAAGCAUUAACAAGAAAAGUGCUACAUUUAAAACGAAUGGCACCUUUAAUUUAUUAACAAAUUAAAAAAAUUUAAAAAAAAGAAAAAAAAAACACUUCAUUAUGAAUAACUUGGUUUAGUUUAUUAAACAAUGCAUCAUGUAUCAAACAAUUUUAAGCUAAAUCGAUUUAUUCAUAAAGUCAUUUAAAACCAAAAUAACAAUUGUUUACUAAAGUAUAAACUAAAUACAUAUCUACAUACAGGCAUACAUUGAUAAAUAAAUAAAAAAAAAUAAAUACAUAAAUAUAUAAAUAAAUACAUAUGUACUUACUUACGUAUAUAGUGUGCCAUUUACCGGCAUAUUUACUAUACAUCGAAAUACAUUUCAUUAUAUACUUACAUACAUAUUUAUAUACAUACAUACAUACUUCAUUCUAUAUAUUACAUUAUCUACAUACAUAUUUAUAUACAUACAUACAUAAAUAUGCAGUAAAUCUACAUCCAUACAUAUCUAUUAUACAUACUUAAGUCAAAUAGAUGAACAAUUAAUUCAUUUAGUUACAUAGUUGUUAUUCAUGUACAUAAAUAUUAUGUAUUGUAUUUAGAUACAUUGAACAAUUUCAUUAUGCGAUGUUCAUUAUAUUUGUCUAGUUUAUAAAUAACACAACUUAAAUUAUUUAUUUUAUGUAAAUAAAAAACAUAUCCAUACAUAUCUACAUACACAAAUACAUAUUUAAAUAAAUGAAAAUUCUUUUUGACCUUUUCAAUGUGUA
Molecule: messenger RNA, 3948 nt
Organism: Calliphora vicina (urban bluebottle blowfly)
Lineage: Eukaryota; Metazoa; Arthropoda; Insecta; Diptera; Calliphoridae
Exons: 11
Coding region: 64-2817 (917 amino acids)
Source: RefSeq, a predicted model, not a curated record